GUUCGCCUUAGACAGUGUGUAGCUUUUAGGCUCGAUGGCGAGUACGGCGACGACGAUAAGCAAGACGAAAACAACGACGAAAACGGCCGACGGCAGCUGCCUCAAGAAGUGGCUCUUCCGCUUGACUGCUGUUGCCGUCCUCUACGUGACGUGUCAAUAUCUCGACACCAUCAAGCACCGAUGGUACGUCUUCGAGCCUGAGAGCCUACACCAGCUCGCGAAGGCAGCCAUUGCGGCCUCGCCAGAUCCAAACGAUACCUGGUUCAUGACGAACUACAUCGCGAAGAAUCUCACCGCGACAUACUCGCACACUCAGGCUGCGCUGAACACGAACACUUCAGAGUGGGUUUUCAGCAAUGCUGGCGGCGCGAUGGGCGCAAUGUAUGUCAUCCAUGCAAGCAUCACCGAGUACCUCAUUGUCUUUGGUACUCCGGUCGGCACCGAGGGACAUACAGGUAUGCACACUGCAGACGACUACUUCAAUAUCCUUGUCGGCGAGCAUUGGACGUUCUCGCCACCGAACCUUCAGAUGGAGAGAUAUCCUGCUGGGUCGGUCCAUUACCUGCCGAGGGGCCAGAUGAAGCAAUACAAGAUGCAUGAAGGGUGUUUCGCGCUGGAAUAUGCCAGAGGAUGGAUCCCUCCGAUGCUGCCGUUCGGCCUCGCGGACAUUCUGUUCUCGACGCUUGACUAUGUGUCGUUCUAUGACACAGCACGCAUUUCGGGCCGCGAGGUGCUCAAGAACCUUCUCGUUGGGAAAAUUGAGAUGCCAAUACUUAGUGCUCAUUUCUUGCUUUCUCGUGAUAAGACGUGAUUCAGUCUCGUUCGCACGAAUUUGUUCUCGCUUGCUGCUAGGCUGACUUUUCGCCAGCCGCCUUCAGAGUUCCUGCUUAUGAAAAGUAGACUUCAGCUGCCAAAAUG
Messenger RNA from Phanerochaete carnosa HHB-10118-sp, 918 nucleotides. RefSeq lists its product as uncharacterized. Bases 35 to 811 code for a protein of 258 amino acids. Gene Ontology annotation, cellular component: endoplasmic reticulum. The record is from RefSeq and is a predicted model, not a curated record. NCBI's taxonomy places the organism in Eukaryota, Fungi, Basidiomycota, Agaricomycetes, Polyporales, Phanerochaetaceae. The transcript has 3 exons. Gene Ontology annotation, biological process: ergosterol biosynthetic process.